Molecule: messenger RNA, 1673 nt
Organism: Bufo bufo (common toad)
Lineage: Eukaryota; Metazoa; Chordata; Amphibia; Anura; Bufonidae
Gene: MAP2K6
Product: mitogen-activated protein kinase kinase 6
Exons: 13
Coding region: 352-1425 (357 amino acids)
Biological process (GO): protein phosphorylation; MAPK cascade
Molecular function (GO): ATP binding; MAP kinase kinase activity
Source: RefSeq, a predicted model, not a curated record
UUGGAGCUUUUCAGCUGGCAGCCCUCGGCCCAUCAUGUAGGUGCAGAGCCCGGGAUCUCGGCUGCAACUGCAAGAGCUGGAAACCUGCUGCUGCUUUUUUUCCCCCUCCGCAGCAGCGAAGAGGACGGACGUGCAGUGUGCACUUAGCCAAAUAAAGAGGAGGAGGAGGAGGGGGGGAGUAUCCAGGAACAGCCCGUGCAGCCGCCUCCUGCAGCCCGGCAGCCCCUGCAGGGAGACCUGGAGCCCGCAGUUUGCAUCUUUGUUGUAAAACUAGAGAGCGGAGAGGAGAGGCGAAGUCUUUUGUGCACCCCACCCCCCCCUUCUUCCCUCCCAUCCACAGCGAAGGGGAGAAUGUCUCAGCCGGGGAAAGGAGGAGGUGUUCCUUUGAUUUGUCACACAGCUCCUGGGUACGUGAAGAAGCCCCCCACAAGCAAAGGCAUUGGGAAGAAGAAAAAGUUGCCCAAAAUCCCAAUGCCCGUGGAUCCGCACCCCACUCCACCCACACCUCCUCGUGAUUUGGAUUCGAAAGCGUACAUCCUGAUUGACGAUAAGAACUACGAGGUGAAAGCGGAUGACUUAUUACCCAUCGAAGAGCUGGGCCGGGGAGCCUACGGAGUGGUGGAGAAGAUGCGCCAUGUACCUAGUGAUCUGAUCAUGGCAGUAAAGCGCAUCAGGGCGACUGUGAACAGCCAGGAACAAAAAAGACUUCUGAUGGACCUUGAUAUAUCUAUGCGCACUGUGGACUGCGAUUUCACCGUCACAUUUUAUGGAGCAUUAUUUAGAGAGGGAGACGUUUGGAUCUGCAUGGAGCUCAUGGACACAUCACUGGACAAAUUCUACAAGUAUGUGAUCGACAAAGGCCUGACAAUCCCGGAGGAUAUCCUUGGCAAGAUAGCCGUUUCUAUUGUUAGAGCCUUAGAACAUCUACAUAGUAAACUCUCCGUGAUCCAUAGAGACGUGAAGCCCUCCAAUGUCCUCAUCAACAAGCAGGGUCAGGUGAAGAUGUGUGAUUUCGGGAUCAGCGGAUACUUAGUCGACUCUGUAGCCAAAACCAUGGAUGCCGGAUGCAAACCGUACAUGGCUCCUGAAAGAAUAAACCCGGAGCUGAAUCAGAAAGGAUACAGUGUCAAGUCUGACAUUUGGAGCCUGGGGAUUACUAUGAUUGAGCUCGCCAUCCUGCGGUUUCCGUACGACUCCUGGGGGACUCCUUUCCAGCAGCUCAAACAGGUGGUGGAGGAACCAUCUCCACAGUUGCCCGCGGGCAAGUUUUCUGCGGAUUUUGUCGACUUUACCUCAAAGUGCUUGAAGAAGAAUUCGGAAGAGCGUCCACCCUACGCAGAGCUUAUGCAACACCCGUUCUUUACUCUGCACGCAUCCAUGAACACUGAUGUGGCGUCCUUCGUGAAAAUGGUUCUGGGAGACUAAUCGGACGCGAGCGACCCCCUUCUCCCCCCCCCCCUCUCAUCCUACGCACGGACUUCUCUUCCUACAGGACAUGGGGCAGCUGAAUGCGGCUGCUUAAAUAACCCAUAGAAACGCAUCACGGGACUGGGAUUACUGGACUCCAUAUUGUUUCUGUUGGCCUUUACAUGCAAACGUCUAACCCCCGCGCUGCCACUGCCCCCUACUGGUAGUGCGGGAGUUUCACCGAUGCGUCUUACCGGAGUGGGAUA